Rubroshorea leprosula is the source of this 882-nucleotide messenger RNA. NCBI's taxonomy places the organism in Eukaryota, Viridiplantae, Streptophyta, Magnoliopsida, Malvales, Dipterocarpaceae. The record is from the annotation of a GenBank genome assembly.
AAACAGUCAGAAAGUCUUAUAACGCUUUAGUUUCUUCACAAACUAAAACAGGGGACAAUAUCACAUAACCCUUAAAGGAAACAAAAACUGACCAAAUGCGGCCAUUUCAACCUCUUCUCCGGAAUUCUCCGCCCCUCUCUUCCGACGAACUUCAGUUCUCCUCCACUGCCACACCCACAUGCAAUCCCCAAACCUGCAGGUGGCGGCCUUACUCCAAUUCAAACAACUUCGAAUCUAACGCGGCCAUAAUCCUAAUUAUUCUGUUUUGUGCUCUGAUUUGUGCUUUGUCACUCAACGCUGCCAUCCGCUGCUUCCUCCGUGGGGGUCAGCCGAGCCGGCGCAGGGGAGAGAGCCUUCCCCGGACACAACAGGAAGUGAUACUUCAGCAGAGGAAGCCUGGCAGGGAAGGGGCUGCGGCCGCCUUGGUGGUGGCGCCCACGGUGGCGUACAUGGCGGGGAUGAAGUUGGCCGGAGCGGAGGCAGAAUGCACCAUUUGCUUAGCGGAGUUUGUGGAGGGAGAGGGAAUUCAGGUACUUGGAAGGUGUAAGCAUGGAUUUCAUGAACAAUGCAUCCAGCGGUGGCUUAAUUCUCACUCAUCUUGUCCCACUUGCCGCUCUAGCUGUCUCUCUUCAUCCCCGUCAUCAUCAUUAGAAUCUCCUCACCAUUGCAUUGACCGGAGUUCACAGCAAGCGGUGGGUGAACGGCAGGAUCCGUAGUACCCUGCUUGCUAAAUCAAUUCAGCGUGUAUGAAAGUUUUCUUCUGUUGUUUCAUUUUCUUCUUUUCCCCCAAUGAUAAGAAUCUCUAUCAACUAUUCAAAACCUCUGGUUCUACCAUCUUCCAUAUCUUUAUCCCACUUAGAAAAAUAAUAAGGAAAUUCAUAA